AUGGCUAAGACCUUCGACAUUGUCGUAUUCCCAGGAGACUACGGUGGCCCCGAGGUGAUGGCCGAGGGCCUCAAAGUUCUAGAGGAGAUCCAACGUCAAUACAAACAUGAAGUCACCUUCAACCUAAAGCAUCACCUGCUCGGCGGGGCCUCAUUCGAUGCCCACGGCACCCCAAUCACAGACGAAGCUCUCACGGACGCAAAAGCAGCAUCCGCGGUUCUCCUAGGCGCCGUAGGAGGUCCGGCAUGGGCCAACGCCCCCAUCCCCGUUGAAUCGGGCCUAGGCCGUCUGCGCAAAGCCCUCGACGCAUUCGGCAACCUGCGCCCCGUGAGAUUCAUCCACCCCAUCCUCCUCGAGACAUCAGCACUGAAAGAGCACGUCUGCCGCGACGCCAACCUCCUCAUCAUCCGCGAACUCACCGGCGGCAUCUACUACGGCGCUCGGACAGAGCACGACGGAACCCUUAACGCCGCCUCGGACCUCGACCACUACACGCGCGCGCAGAUCCAGCGCGUCGCCCGCUUAGCGGGGACGUUGGCGAUGCGCACGCAGCCUCCAACGCCAAUCACCAGUCUCGACAAGGCGAAUCUGCUGGCGGCGUGCGGACGGCUUUGGCGGGGUGUCGUGGAGGAGACGAUCCGGGGGGAGUUUCCGGAGGUGCAGCUGAGCCAUAUGCUUAUUGAUAGCGCGGCGAUGACGCUGGGGGUUCGGCCGACGAGGCUGAACGGGAUCGUGCUGACGAGCAACAUGUUUGGCGAUAUCAUUAGCGACCAGGCGAGUGCGAUUCCGGGCAGUCUGGGGCUGCUUCCGAGUGCUAGUCUGUGUGCGAUUCCGAGAGGGGAGGCGGGGUGCGUGCGUGGGAUCUAUGAGCCUGUUCACGGCUCUGCGCCGGAUAUUUCGGGGCAAGGAAUCAUCAACCCGACUGGGAUGAUUCUUUCGGUGGCGAUGAUGCUGAGGUACUCGUUGGAUAUGCCCGCAGCUGCUGCAGCAGUUGAGACGGCAGUCAGUAAAGUCAUUGAACGCGGUGGAAGGACGAGGGAUGUCGGGGGGAUGACCUCCACUGCGGAAUUUGGGGACCGGGUGGUGGCCUAUCUGAGAGAACAUGAAGAUAGAUAG
Aspergillus mulundensis is the source of this 1116-nucleotide messenger RNA. RefSeq names its product 3-isopropylmalate dehydrogenase. Gene Ontology annotation, biological process: L-leucine biosynthetic process. The transcript is spliced from 6 exons. Gene Ontology annotation, cellular component: cytosol. Lineage: Eukaryota; Fungi; Ascomycota; Eurotiomycetes; Eurotiales; Aspergillaceae. Gene Ontology annotation, molecular function: 3-isopropylmalate dehydrogenase activity; magnesium ion binding; NAD binding. Bases 1 to 1116 code for a protein of 371 amino acids. The record is from RefSeq and is a predicted model, not a curated record.